Messenger RNA from Caenorhabditis angaria, 2217 nucleotides. The record is from the annotation of a GenBank genome assembly. NCBI's taxonomy places the organism in Eukaryota, Metazoa, Nematoda, Chromadorea, Rhabditida, Rhabditidae.
AUGUCAAUUGCGUUCGGUCUGAACGAGGCUAGACCGAACUUGUCCCAAGAAGCAGCACACUAUAUCGACCAACUCAAUAAUGGUUUAGAUAUUUCCCAAGUUCCAAUUGAGAGAUUGCGGGAGAUUUGUGAUGAACAUGAAACUAAUAUGGAUGUGGAAAACAACGAAACAUUUGAUUUGAUGGCUAUGGUCAAGAAAACACCAUUGGAUGCUAUAAGAACAGUCUUCAAUUGUGUAAGUUCAACAACUUUUUGAAAAAAAAAACGUUGAAAUACAGAACAAUCUUUUCAGCUGUCAUUCAAAGAUUCCAACAGUCUUCGUAAAUCUUGCAAGCUCAUGGACAACUUCUACAACAAAUUCCGUCCUCAACUCGACGGACCAAUUUGUGACAGCAUCGGAUUGAUUGUGAAUGCAAACUCAGAAAUCAUUGUUCGAAAUUAUGACAAAGUUGUCGAUUAUUAUAAUCCAGUGUUAGCAUCGCAAUACUAUGGCAAUGUCUUGACAAAUAUUGAAUGCAAACAACUUUUCAUUUACCACGAAGCGAAUGAAAUUGCAGUUGAUGUUUUCAGAAAGUUUUUGAAAAACUGGAAAAUUGAGACAAUCACUUUUGUUGGAGACAAAAUCAAUGGCGAAAUGAUCGAGUUUUUGGAUGAGAAGUGUACAAAAUCAUUGAACUUGGAAGUUGAGGAGUAUGAAAAAAAUGAUCCAAUGACGGCGAGCAAAAUCAAGAAAUUGUACAUCUCCGAACCUAUAACUUGUAUGACACAAGUCAUUAACUUGAAUAGAAUGAUUGAAGGAUUCCAUAUUUCUCUCGAAUGGCCAAUGUUUGAAACAUUUGCUCAUAGUUUGCAGGUAAAUUUAGUUUUGAAAAAAAUGCAUUUGAAAUUUAUUUUUCAGUCUUUCACUGGAUCAAUCACGAACCUUGAUCAUUGGGAGAUGGACUUGUAUAAUGGCCCGGAAGAUCAACAAGAUAUGGACAGUCGUAUAAUGACACAAGUCUUCUCGCAUUUGUGUCGCCUCUCAGUUGCUCCAAUUCGAUAUUCUAUUUUCAAAUCAUACAUUGGAGAUUACUGCACACUUAGAAUUAUGAGCGAGGAAAAAUUCUACCAAAUCUAUGAACGACCAGCAGAACAACUUGUUGAUACAAGAAGUCUUUUGGAAAUUCUUCACUCUGUACCAUUUGAUACAAUGGAAUCGAUUUUCUGUGGUGUAAGUUGAUUGGUUUUUCAAACCGAAUUUCUAACAGAAAAAAAUAAAUUCUCUAAUUAUUUUCAGCUUUCCUUCGAAGAUGCGAACCGUCUCCGUCGCACUUGCUCAUUCAUGAAUGAAUGCUACAAUUGGUACCGUAACACUUUCGAUGGACCAUUUAUUGAUGAAAUCGAAUUAAAAAUCGUUGGACCAACAUUUGUUAUUCAAAGAAGCAAAGAUGGUGUUAACAUAGAAUUGCCAGAAGAACAAUGGGUCAACAUUCUAACAAAUGUCAACUGCAAGACUCUUCGUAUUUCUGCAAUUGAAGACUAUAACGAUGUUGAAGCUAUGAGCCAAUUCAUUUCGAGUUGGAAAAUUGAACACAUUAAAUACUGUGGACCAACAAUCACUCCAGAAUUGAUGUCGUUUUUGGACUCAAAAUGCCAAAAAUCGUUGUCUUUGGAAAUGGUCAAAUACGAGGAAACCAUUGUUCCUGCAACGAAAAUCGAGAACAUUUUCAUCUUGAGACCAAUCAAAUGUUUCUUCGAACUUCUCGCUUCAAAUCCAAAUAUUCAAAACAUGCAUGUCGGAGUCUCAUAUCGAAAACUUCAACAAGAUAUUGGAAGAAUGGAGGUAAAUUUCAUUUCUUGUGAAUUUUAGAAACACAUAUAACAAUAAUAUUUACAGGCUAUGAUCCAAAACUUCACCAAAAUCGAUAAAUGGGAUAUUGAGUUGUAUGGUUUGCCAGAAAUCGAGCGAACUGACGUUUUCCAAAGCAUGAGAGAUUUCCGCGGUCAUUUGGACAGAUUGUCAGCCAACAGUUUCAAAUUCUGCUAUAUGGAAGGUACUUAUCAUGAUGUUAUGACAAUUCUCAUCACAAGAAGAGAGGAACCAAUACGUGUGCCGGAGGAGGAGGAAAUCGAGCCAAGCGAAGAUGAAUUGUUUGGUCCGGGCGGAUUGGAUCCCGAUUGGUUGGAUGGAGAUGGGGAUGAAGAUGGAGAUGAAGGAGAAGAUGAAGAAAUGAACUAA